Cavia porcellus (domestic guinea pig) is the source of this 7744-nucleotide messenger RNA. RefSeq names its product pantothenate kinase 3 (gene Pank3). Gene Ontology annotation, biological process: coenzyme A biosynthetic process. The transcript has 7 exons. Gene Ontology annotation, cellular component: nucleus; cytosol. The record is from RefSeq and is a predicted model, not a curated record. Lineage: Eukaryota; Metazoa; Chordata; Mammalia; Rodentia; Caviidae. Gene Ontology annotation, molecular function: pantothenate kinase activity; ATP binding. The coding region runs from base 323 to 1435 and encodes 370 amino acids.
GGGCUAUUUCUCAGUGCGGCGGCGGCGGCGGCUCGCGGGAGCGGUACCUUUUGUUUGGAGCGGCUGCGGGGGGGCCCCGGAACGGCGAGGCCGGCGGCCUUCCCCAGCUUGCUGGGUCCCGGCCGCCCCUCGUGGGGGUGGGGGGCCGCUCCCUGGGCCGGGCGUCUCCCUAGGCGCCGCCGCCCCGCCCUAAACCCGCCCUGCCCGGCCCGAGGGGAGGAACCGGCCGGGCCUCCUAGUGCGGCCCAGCCACCCCCGGAGUCGCUGCUUUCUUCCCCACGCUCCAGACCCGAGGCUGUCCCUGGCUCCUCAGGCCGACGCCAUGAAGAUCAAGGAUGCCAAGAAGCCCUCUUUCCCUUGGUUUGGCAUGGACAUUGGAGGAACUCUAGUAAAGCUGUCAUACUUUGAACCUAUUGAUAUCACAGCAGAGGAAGAACAAGAGGAAGUUGAGAGCUUAAAAAGUAUUCGGAAAUACUUGACUUCUAAUGUGGCAUAUGGAUCCACUGGCAUUCGGGAUGUACACCUUGAACUGAAGGAUUUAACACUUUUUGGCCGAAGAGGAAACUUGCACUUUAUCAGAUUUCCAACCCAGGACUUGCCUACUUUUAUCCAAAUGGGAAGAGAUAAAAACUUCUCAACAUUACACACGGUGCUAUGUGCUACAGGAGGUGGUGCUUACAAGUUUGAAAAAGAUUUUCGUACAAUUGGAAACCUCCACUUGCACAAACUGGAUGAACUGGACUGCCUUGUAAAGGGCUUGCUGUAUAUAGAUUCUGUCAGUUUCAAUGGACAAGCAGAGUGCUAUUAUUUUGCUAAUGCCUCAGAACCUGAGCGAUGUCAAAAGAUGCCUUUUAACUUAGAUGAUCCCUAUCCACUGCUGGUAGUGAACAUUGGCUCAGGCGUUAGUAUUUUAGCAGUCCAUUCCAAAGACAACUAUAAGCGAGUGACUGGGACAAGUCUUGGAGGGGGUACCUUUCUGGGCUUAUGCAGUUUAUUGACUGGCUGUGAAAGUUUUGAAGAAGCUCUUGAAAUGGCAUCCAAAGGUGACAGCACCCAAGCUGACAAGCUGGUCCGAGAUAUUUAUGGAGGAGACUAUGAAAGAUUUGGUCUGCCAGGUUGGGCUGUAGCAUCUAGUUUUGGGAAUAUGAUUUAUAAAGAGAAGCGAGAAUCUGUUAGUAAAGAAGAUCUGGCAAGAGCUACUUUAGUUACUAUCACCAACAACAUUGGUUCUGUGGCACGAAUGUGUGCUGUAAAUGAGAAAAUAAACAGAGUUGUCUUCGUUGGGAACUUUCUACGUGUCAAUACUCUCUCAAUGAAACUUUUGGCAUAUGCACUGGAUUAUUGGUCAAAAGGUCAGCUGAAAGCAUUGUUUCUAGAACAUGAGGGAUACUUUGGAGCAGUUGGUGCUCUUCUUGGGCUGCCGAAUUUCAGCUAAAGCAUCAGAUUUCUCUGCCAAUAAAUGUCAAAAGGAGCUGAAACUGGAGACAUUUAUCACUGCGUUGUCGGUCACUGGGAACCAAAGGAUAAAAGAGUAGCAUUUUCUUGUUUUCAAAUGUCAGGAUGGUAAGCUCAUGAGUAUUGCAAUAUUAAAAGUGAGAGCUGUCUAACAUGUCAAGUAUUUCUCAUUGAAAUGCUUUUUCUUUUGUAUACAGCCAGUGUUCAGGCUUUAAGUGUAGGCUAGCAUCAAAUUAUGUAGCUUCCACUCAAAAAGAUUUUGUUUAUUUUAUGUAGCCAACAUUGCAGUACUGUAUGCUAAAUCAAAUCGUAAAAGUACAAAAAAUGUUUUACUUAUGACAAAUAAUUCAUUCUGAGUAUUUGUUACAAGUUUGUUUGUUUGUAAUGUUUUGGCUACUUGUGAAUAGACAAGAAUAUACUCUUAUCAAAAUUUAUUGUAAUGGCAAUCAAAGAUGAUUGUUUAUGUGAUUUUUGGAAACCUUAUGGCAUUAUUGUAGUCUUUCUAAUGUACCCCCUCAGAAAAGCAUGUUUAUAUGAUCUUUUUCCAGAAGUAUAACUUUUCCUCAAAUGUUAUAGUUUAGUUGAAUAUAAUGAUUUAACUGAAAUACUGUCAGUGAAUGUUAGCCUGAAUUUUAAAAUGGCUGGAAAACGCACAUAUUUCUUAACACUACACUUUCUGUAUUUUAUGAAUUGAUCAACACAUGUUAAAAGAGCUAAUAUUUUUAAAUUGCAGGUUUAAUUAUUUUGGGGUUUAUAUAACGAGGUUCUUGCACUAUCCAAAUGGAAUAUGGUUUGUGUGAAUUGACAUUUAUGUUAGGUCUAAAUUUAUACAUUUCUUCUUGUUAAUCAGAUGUGCACCAUGAAAGCUAUGUUGCAAAAAUUUUCAGAGUUUUACAUUGACAGUAACAUUUUGGAGGUCCAGUAUAAUUAAUAAACUUGUUUUAAGUCUGUUGCUAACACUAUAGGAAAUAGAAAGUCUUGGGAAGAAAUUCACCUCUGUAAAUUACCAGUAAAUCUGUGUGUACUUUGAAGAGCUUAAAAAUUGUUUACAUUUCAGGAAAGUAUUAAUCACAUGUUUUCACAGACCCCAGUGUUGCUCAAUAGAGAGCAUUUUCAGUAGACUAUCAAGAAGUAAAGACAUUUCUCUGUAUAUCUUUGUAUUUUUGUAACCAAGUGUUUCAAAUUCAAUUUUCUUUACAUAAAGACAUGAACAUAUAAUAAUAGGACUGAGUACUUAAGGGGAAAAUCAUGUAAUGGUAAUGUUUUAUACUUUAGACAACUUGGAACUUUGAAUUCAAGUCACCCAGUAGCUAUUUUAUAAGCCUACAGUGACUUCACAUCACAUAUCCUGCUUUAAGAUUUAUGUAGCUGUGACUGGCUAUUGUAGCUGCAAUACCAUUGGUUCAUUUCAUUAUAAGUGUUUCUGGUUUGGGUAGUUACACAGAUAAUACAUUGAAUGGUAGUAACUAGAAGUUUUACACCUGCGUCCAAUGUUACGCACGUGCAACAGGUUUACAACAGUCUUUAAGAAAAAAAAAUAGAACAAAGUAUGUAAGUUUGAUCACUGUAUUUUGGUUAAUAUGAAUCUGUGAUUCAUGUUUUAGCCUUUGAAACUGAAAUUACUUGCUGAAAUGCAUGUAAAAGUGAACAACCAUCUCACCACUAUUGCUCUUAGCUUUUUCUUUAUAUAAUAUAGAAUUACUGUAUUAAUAAGAGGAUGUAGAAUUGUGAAGAAAAGACCAGGUGUGGUGGCUCACACCUGUAAUCACAGUACUCAGAGGCUAAGGCAGGAGGAUCACUUUGAGUUCAAGGGCAGCCUGAACUGCACAGUGAAAACCUGUCACAAAAAGACCAAAAUGAAAAAAAAAGGCUUUUGAAGAAGGCUGCCAAGAUUCCUUUUUUUGUUUGUUUGGUACUAGGGAGAACUCAUGACCUUGUACUUGCCAGGCAGGCACUUAUGCCACUGAGCUAAAUCUCCAGCCUCUAAGAUUCCUUUUUUAAAUUUUGAUCUCAAGAAAUUCCCUGAAAAAUGCUGUAAUAAAUAGGUUCGGUUCUAAAGUCAUAAUGUCUCAAAGGUGUGUAUCAGUAGUGGCGAACUGUGUGGCAUGGGUACCGCAGCACUGCAGCCUCUGGAAGACUCAUCACCACUGAUCUUUAUUCUUGAACAGUGCCAUCUUAACAGAAAUGAGAUGCAAACUUCACACUUAGUUACACAUCUUUACAUUUACUAGUAAAUGUACAAAACAAGUAACAGCAGGGGAAGAUCAUUUUAAUUAUAUCUUAACCCAAUAUAUGCAGGAUGUUAUUGACACUUGCCCUCAACACAAAAAAAUUAUUUGGAGAGAUUUUAUCUUUGCUUUUAAACCUUAGUCUUCAGAAUUAGUUUAUCCUUUACACUUGACACUGUAUCUCAGUUCGAACUGGUUGCGUCUCAAUGCUCAGCAGCCACAUGAGAGUAAUGGCUGCUGUCCUGGGCAGUGCAUUUCUAGAACUACCUCUUAAAAGGGAAGGCUGUUCUGUGCUCAUAAAGAUGUUCUGAACAUGGACUGCUUUUUAAAAAAGGAGACCCAUAUUUUUUACAUAGGGAAUAAGUUAUUUGGGCUUAUUUUAUAUAAACAAGGUACUUCUGAUCAUUCCCAAAAUGUCUUGAUAUUGGCACUCUAUCAUUUCGUUGUCGCAUAUGUAUUUCUUUUAGUGACACUGAUAAAGUUGCCUGAGAUACAUGCUGACAGUUUCUGACAAUCUCCAAAUUAUAUUCCUUCACUAGCAAAGUAGACAAUUCCAAUGACCUCUUAAAGUUCUAGGUAAACUUCAGCCAAUUUUUAAAGGAUUAAAAAAGAAAACCAUAUUGACCUCUAAUGGAUACUGAGUUCUAGAACCACUGCUAUGACAUCCCUCCAGAGAUUGCCUUUUCGCUGUAGUAAAGUUCUUCUACACCCAGUUAAUAGCCAAACGUGAAAUAAUAGUAAGAUAACAUGGUAGUUCCUUGCUCACCUACUCUAAAAUAUGGAGGAAAGUAGAUGAACUCUUAAUUUGGAUAAAGUCUUGCUGUUGCUAGUAAUCUUUGGUAAUGGAAAGCCCAUCAGGAAGUUUCAAUAUUUGCCAAAUACUAGACUCUUAAAAGUUUCUGAGCUAUUUUUACUUUUGAGUGUGUUUUACAUACCAAUUGAUAAAAGACCAGUCCUACAAGCAGAUUGAUGAAACUCAGUGAAGAAGUUUACCUUUUUCCAGUAGUAUUCUUGCCUUCAAAGAGUAGUGGAGUACUUUGCCUUGAUUUCUAAGGUUGCAUUCUUGGGUGGAAAACUUAGCCCAUCUAUAGUUCUAAGUAUCUUUUAUAAGCAAUUUUUUAAAUAUUUGGGCUAGUUGUGUCUCUUUUCUGUUAAGCACUUUAUGCUUUUUAGUAUAUUGCAUUUAAGAAUGUAAUUUAGAAAUCCUUCUAAGCCAUGUAAAAGCUGAUAAAGAAUAAUGAAAAUGAGUGUAUAUUAUUUUGCAUUUAACUUAACGUUUUGUGGUGUGUGUAAACAAAAUAGAAAUAUAUUGCCUUUUUAUAAUAAUACUGUUUGACCUUAAGGUGAUUGCCAAGAAAUCUCAAUGUCUUAAUUUCUAACCUACAUUCAUACUUAUUCUAAUGUAUUUUAUUUUAACACUGAAGAAAUUCAGCCUACUUGUUUUUAUCAUCAGAUAAUCUUAGAAACUAAUAUACUUUAUGUAACAGCUUUUCAGUAUUUAAGAGUCUUAAAUUUUCUGCUGAUCCUACUAAUGAAUUAAGACCCAAAGGGUGUGUAUUUUUGCAAAUAUUUUAGUAGCCCAUUCAGAGUAAUGGUGAGGUAAAAAGUAAAUCCUCCUGCCUUUUGACACAUCUUUUAAAUGACAGCUUUCAAAUGAUUUCUGUUUCCAAAAAUUCAAAUGUUUGCUCAAAGUAGCCCCUGUUGCAUGCUUUAUAUUACUAUUUAUUUGAUGGAUGUGAGCUUAUAAUUCGGUAUUGUUUUAUAACACUUGGUUUUGUGGUACAUGGGGGUUGAACUCUGGGCCUUGUGCAUGCUAGGUAAGCACCCUACCACUGAGCUACAUCUCCAGCCCUGACACUGAUCUAGAAGUAGUGCUGAUCACUGAUCUAGUUUCAUUUAUAAAAUGAGAGAAUUGGAUCAUAAUAAUUGGAAGUCACGCUCCUGAGAGAGACAGUUGCUUAAUUCUUGGCAAUCUUUGGAAUGACUAAAACAAUAUUUUCUAAUAUUUAGUCUGUUUCAGUUAAUUUUUAGUACUUAUAAUAUUUUUGUAAUUGUACAUGCUUUUAUUAAUAUGUUAAUGGAUACUAGAAUUUGGAUUCUCACCAAACCAGUAGAAUGGUAUUCAUUAUUCUCAUGUUACUGCCUCUGUAGUAGUUAAGUGGGUACAUCUUAUUUGAAGGAUUUAAAUAUAUAUAAACGUGAGUGUACAUUUGGAAUUUUUACUGUUAACUUUGAAAUUACAUGGGCAUUACUAUAGCUUUGUUUUUGUCCUAGAAAGCGAACUCAAGACCUCAUGCUUCCCAGGCAGGCAGGCACUGUGCCACUGCUAUAUCCCUGGCCCAAACUUUUUCAUUGUAUGAAAAUAAGACAUACCAUUAAAUUCAUGAUGCUGGAAUAGCAGGUAUUUUAGCAUUUUUUUGGUAGUCACUUUCACCUGUUUUUUUUUUUUUUUAACUUGUAAUCAUUUGGAGUAGGAACAGAUGUAGAAUCAUUUAUUUCUUUGUCCAAUACAUAAUUGACGGCAAAACUUACUUUUAAAAAGUUCAACGACAUAUAAAUAAGUUGAAAUCGAUUACUUAUGACAUCAAACAUUUUUAAAGCUAAAGUACUUUUUCCUUAGGAUUAUCUAAGAGUAAUCAGAUACUUGUCUGACGUUGCUACUUUUCUGCAUAUUUAAAAUACAGUGAUAACUGAUACUGGAAUUUCAGGUACUGGUUUUGAAUGCUUGAAGGGAACUUGGUUUUAGGAAAAUCUAGAAGCGUAUUUUUGCUCCUUUCAUAGUCAGAAAAUUAUUUUUCCUUUUGAUUUUUUUUUUUUUUUGUCUUGCUGCAACUGCCGUGAAUUUUAUGUUUAAAAGAACUAGUAAGAAAUGUAUUUUUUCAGUCACGAAUGAAGAUGAAAAUCAAAGAUUUUGAAUUGUGUGAAUAUGCAACUAAUUCAAUUUUAGAAUAUUCUUGUGCUUUUUUUGUUUGCUAUUUUGUUUUUACACAUUUGUGUAUACUUACAAAUAGUAACACGUACAUAAAUGUAGUUUGUGAUUAUUUUAACUUUAUAUCAUAUCUGAAUUUCAUACCAAUUUAGUCACUUCCCACAAUACUAAGCAAUUUUGAAAUUUGACUAUUUUUUCCUUAAGUGGUCCCUUUUUAGUUUUCAGCAGUUAGAAAGAAAAGAUAACUGUUCAAACCUAAUACCGUUCCGGGUAUAUAAUUAAUGGUGUUAAGAUAUGAAUAACGUUAAGCUGUCUUACUAGUUUCGUACAUUGUGUGUAUUUACUUUUUAUUUGAACUACAGUGAAACACAUUUUGACUGAAGUUGAAUGCAUUCUGCCCAGGUACUGACCAACCGUGUCUAAAAGAUGUUUCUGUCCCAGUGUAGGCAGUCUUUUUUUAAAUUGGGAGUUAAUUUUACAUAUGCUGUUUGCAUUUGUUUCUUUACUGUAUUGAGUUCUUGUCACAUCUAUGCUUUGUCAUGUCUGUAUUUUUCUAACAAUAAAUCUGUGUUGUACAAAAUGUAUGAUGUGCUACAAAUUUUAUGCAUAGUAAACUAAGUUAUAGCCUAUGUAACCUGUAAACAUUUCUUGUAAAUUACCUAAUUUAUUUUUCCAUUUCUGUACAGUUUCUUAUGUAAAUUUUUAAUAUAUUAGUUGUGGCCCAUUCUGUAAACAUUCCCAUACUAUUUUCUUUAAUGCUUACUUGCAUGACGGAAACUUUGGUUUUGUUCAUUUGUAUUAUAUAGCAAUUAAGCCAGUUUUAAUACCUGCCUUUUCUGUAGUUUUAACUUUUUCUAAUUUUGUUAAUAUUUUAAAUACAUGUUAGAAUCGUGCUUUUUAUUUCCUACUUUCCAAAUAAAUUCUAAUUGUUUACUAAUUUAUUUCAUUAUUUCUUUAUUCCACAGAAUUGUACUCCCACAUUUGUGCUCUGAUUAAAUGUUAAGGUUGUAACAGAUGACAGAGUGUAAACUCCAUGAGAACAAGGACUUUGUAAAGACUUGUCCACCUCUGUAUCUCCAUAACCUGGUGCAGAGGAGGCACUCAAUAAAUAAAUACUUGUUGAAUGAGUUAA